GCGAGGGAUUGUUAGCCAAGAUGGCGGUGGUGGCUGCCGCGGCGAGGGUUUGGGGGUCAAGUCGAGGCUUGGGCCGGGUUGGCCUCCUGCUCCUGCGGCAGCCAGGGGCUCGUGGGCUGGCUAGAUCACACCCGCAGAGGCAGCAGCAGCACUUCUCGUCCCUGGAUGACAAGCCCCAGUUCCCGGGGGCCUCAGCGGAGUUUAUAGACAGGCUAGAGUUCAUCCAGCCCAACGUCAUCUCUGGGAUCCCCAUCUACCGCGUCAUGGACCGGCAGGGCCAGAUCAUCAACCCCAGCGAGGAUCCCCACCUGCCCCAGGAGAAGGUGCUCAAGUUCUACAAGACCAUGACGCUACUCAACACCAUGGACCGUAUCCUCUAUGAGUCCCAGAGACAGGGCCGGAUAUCCUUCUACAUGACCAACUAUGGUGAGGAGGGGACGCACGUGGGGAGUGCAGCGGCCCUGGACAACACGGACCUGGUGUUUGGCCAGUACCGGGAGGCAGGUGUGCUCAUGUACCGGAACUACCCCCUGGAACUGUUCAUGGCCCAGUGCUACGGCAACGUGAGCGACCUGGGCAAGGGGCGCCAGAUGCCCGUCCACUAUGGCUGCAGGGAGCGCCAUUUCGUCACCAUCUCCUCUCCACUGGCCACGCAGAUCCCUCAGGCGGUGGGGGCAGCCUACGCGGCCAAGCGGGCCAACGCCAACAGGGUCGUCAUCUGUUACUUCGGAGAGGGCGCGGCCAGUGAGGGGGACGCCCACGCCGGCUUCAACUUCGCCGCCACCCUCGAGUGCCCCAUCAUCUUCUUCUGCCGGAACAACGGCUACGCCAUCUCCACGCCCACCUCCGAGCAGUACCGCGGGGAUGGCAUCGCGGCUCGAGGCCCGGGAUACGGCAUCCUGUCCAUCCGCGUGGACGGCAAUGAUGUGUUUGCUGUGUACAACGCCACCAAGGAGGCCCGGCGGCGGGCCGUGGCAGAGAACCAGCCCUUCCUCAUUGAGGCCAUGACCUACAGGAUCGGGCACCACAGCACCAGUGACGACAGCUCGGCGUACCGCUCAGUGGAUGAGGUCAAUUACUGGGACAAGCAGGACCACCCCAUCUCCCGGCUGAGGCACUACCUGCAGAGCUGUGGCUGGUGGGGCGACGAGCAGGAGAAGGCCUGGAGGAAGCAGUCCCGCAAGAAGGUGAUGGAGGCCUUUGAGCAGGCCGAGCGGAAGCUGAAGCCCAGCCCCAACCUGCUCUUCUCAGAUGUGUAUCAGGAGAUGCCUACCCAGCUCCGCAAGCAGCAGGAGUCUUUGGCCCGUCACCUCCAGACCUAUGGGGAACACUACCCCCUGGAUCACUUCGAGAAGUGAGGCUACUUGCCCCGUCCCCACCUUCCUCAGCUCUGCCUCUGAGGGGCAGAGGCGACGGGCAGGAUGCUACCGCCUUCCCCUGACAGCUCCCUCCAACGUACUCGGGCCAGGGCAGUACUUGGGGCGGCUCCUGCUCCUCCAGGCUGUUACAUCAGUGGGGCCUUGGUCAGCCCCUUCUUCGCCUUUAGUUACAGGGUCUUCUGCCAGGGGCUGGGCAAGGGCACCUGCAGGACCGGAAGCCCCUCAGGCCUGGGGGUGGACGAGGCAGGUCAGCCUGCGGAACUUAUUCAGAGUGAGAGGGGGUCAGCAGGUAGUGAAUAAACUAUGUCUCCGCAUUUGGCUCCAUGCUA
Molecule: messenger RNA, 1708 nt
Organism: Balaenoptera ricei (Rice's whale)
Lineage: Eukaryota; Metazoa; Chordata; Mammalia; Artiodactyla; Balaenopteridae
Gene: BCKDHA
Product: branched chain keto acid dehydrogenase E1 subunit alpha
Exons: 9
Coding region: 21-1358 (445 amino acids)
Biological process (GO): branched-chain amino acid catabolic process
Molecular function (GO): oxidoreductase activity, acting on the aldehyde or oxo group of donors, disulfide as acceptor
Source: RefSeq, a predicted model, not a curated record